CCAUUUCUCACUCGACAACAUCACAGCAACACUAAUCACCUCAACACUACUACACAACUACGAGCAAGCACAAGAGCCUUGGAUAUUUAUAUCAGCAACAACUUGCCAUUCACCAAGUCCAACGUGCCCAGCCUAUCAAGACGAUGCAGUCAUAUUUUGGGGAGACGAUGGCUUCUCAAGCCUCACCAUCAGCUCACUGGAGCAAAUACUGUGAAAACCCUUACAUCAGAUCGUCUCGAGGCUCGACUACACAGCGUGUGGGUACGGCUAUGCGAGUCGUCAAGCCGUCCAGUGCCAACAACAGCCCACGAUCGUCCGCUGCCAAGUCAAGGAGAGGCACAAUCAUAAACGACUCUCAGACUUCUCAGACAGCGAGAAGGCAGCAACAAGUACUAGAAUAUCUCUCGGCGUCACAGCUAUCCCAACCGGUUCUACCAGGAAGCCAACGACGGCCUGUCAGCUGGCAUCCGUCGAUGAAUAUGCAAUCACCCCAAGACGAAUACCUACAGACUCCAUCUUUUGACUGGCUACCUUCGACUAUGCAACAUGGCCAGUACAACAACUACUAUUCAGCAUCUCAGCCAUCCCCACCAAUGGCUUACUCAAAUGGCACUUCACCAUCACCAACUUUCUCUCCGCCAUCACCGACUUAUUUUAGUGCCGAGCCCAUGACUGCCCGUCCAGUGGAUGGGUGGCAGUUGGCAGCAUGUUAUCCCAACAUGAGCGAUGAUGGAUAUGUGAUGCCAACAUUGAACAGCACUGUCGAUGCAUACAGCCUUGGAUACAUCGAGACUACUCCACCUACGCCCUCCUCUUACAUUCCCAACCAGCCAUUACCGCCAGCUGUUCCUGAAGCAGCCAUCCAGGUGCUGGAUGAACCCGAAGAGGAGGGAGAAAUCCUCAUUGGCAUGGGACUUUACGAUACACCCGGUAAAUAUGAAGAGGACCCACAUCUGAAUAACUACCGUUCUACUGUAUCGUCUCUCCUCGGAUCCUCAAUCCGACCCCGAGAGCCCACUGGCAAGGGGCUGAAGCUGGAAGAGACUUGGGAACCCCCAAAGUCUGAUGAUGAGGAAGAGGAGGAGGAGGAAGAAGAAGAAGAGGAAGAAGAGGAUAAUUAAUCGCCAGAGAGGGACACGACAUUAUGAUGCAUCACGGACACUUGACGGAUUUGAAGAAAAAGGAUAAUGACUGCUACUGUUUUUAAAGCGACGAACACUGGUGGCCACAAGGAUUUCACAGAGUUUUCUGAUGAUUGGGAGUUUUUGGUGAUUUUUUCCGCCUCGCGUUGGACGGGCUUGGAUGGCGAUAUUUGGGAUCAAGCGAAAAAUACCCCAGGACAAGGAUUGGGCAUGGGAUUUUGAGAACAGCGCAUGUACAUAGAACACAAGGCUAGUGCUCUCAGGUGGCUCACGCCAAACAAAUGAUAUGAAAGAUU
Trichoderma virens Gv29-8 is the source of this 1438-nucleotide messenger RNA. RefSeq lists its product as uncharacterized. The transcript has a single exon. Lineage: Eukaryota; Fungi; Ascomycota; Sordariomycetes; Hypocreales; Hypocreaceae. The record is from RefSeq and is a predicted model, not a curated record. The coding region runs from base 144 to 1121 and encodes 325 amino acids.